Molecule: messenger RNA, 1059 nt
Organism: Boleophthalmus pectinirostris (great blue-spotted mudskipper)
Lineage: Eukaryota; Metazoa; Chordata; Actinopteri; Gobiiformes; Gobiidae
Exons: 7
Coding region: 1-1059 (352 amino acids)
Molecular function (GO): protein binding
Source: RefSeq, a predicted model, not a curated record
AUGGAAAGAGUGAGUGUGUUGUGUGCACUGCUGCUGCUGCUCUGCUCUCUGUCAGGAGCUGAACUUCAGGACAAUGAGAUCAGUGACCAAAGACAAGCCAGUCCUGAGAGUGUGAAUGUGCCAGAGCAGCCUCAGCCCUGUCCACCAGACCUCCACGCUGUGCUCCGACACAUGAGCACCGCCCUGGACGAACACAGAGUCAAGAUCGAGCAGCUGCAGUGUCUCAACCAAGAACAAACAAAAAAAAUUAGAGAACAAGAAGCUGAACUGAGAGAGCUGAAGACCAGAGAUGUGGAGACACUGAAACAACAGCAACAAGGCCAAGCUGCUGAACUUAACAGCAUAAAGACUCAGACAAAUGUGACUGAAAACCAUGUGACGUCCCUGAGGAGAGACAGAGAAGGAGCUGAACUUCAGGACAAUGAGAUCAGUGACCAAAGACAAGCCAGUCCUGAGAGUGUGAAUGUGACAGAGCAGCCUCAGCCCUGUCCACCAGACCUCCACGCUGUGCUCCGACACAUGAGCGCCGCCCUGGCCCAACACAGAGUCAAGAUUGAAGUACAAGAAGCCAACCUGAGAGAGCUCGAGCAGAAGACCAGUGAUGUGGCUGAACACAGAGUCAGGAUCGAGCAGCUGCAGUCUCUCAGUCAAGUGGCUUUCUCCGCCUCUUUAGUGGCUUCAGGAGAAGUAAUCCUCGGCCCCUUUAACACUCACACUAAUCUGGUCUUCAGACACGUGGUCUCAAACAUUGGAAACGCCUACAGCCCAAACACAGGGUUUUUCAUUGCACCGGUCAGAGGGGCCUACCACUUUGAGUGGUACAUUGGUGCACAGGGACAUACUUCACAUGCUUCAUGUGCUGUGUUGGUGAAGAAUGGAGAACAUGUUUUUAUUUCUUAUGAACAUCAGACAAAUGAUUACGGCACUGGAGCCAAUGGAGUCACUUUGCUCCUGGAGGCUGGAGAUGUUGUGUUUCUGCGUCAGUGGGAGAAUUCAAGAGUCUAUGAUAAUGGAAAUCACCGCAGCACGUUCAGUGGUCACCUGCUGUUCCUCAUGUGA